UCUUGUUUUUUUUUUUUUUUUUAUGAUUUUAUUCCCUGCCCAAAUGUUCUGGGCCUGCCAAGGUCAAUUCCGGUCUCCAGGUGCGAGCAACACUAAAGAAGUGCGAGUAGGACUAGCAGAAACGGGGUUCAAACCUGGUUUGAUGCUUGUCUUGCCAUUCUGUAUACUUACCCGUCCUGCGGCAGCACGCCUUGGACGGGUGGCUUGGUGUCGGGGCCUGGUAAUGAGCAGCUGCCCGCCCCCCUGCAUGCGCCAAGCGGCGGCCAUCGGAAUGACUGGAGACAUGCAGAGAAACCAAACGAUUCGUGCCUUUGUUUCUCCGCACUGCCCAUACAGUGGAAAAGGGGGGUUGCCCAGGAAUGGGGUCGAUUCGCGAUCUUCAUCCAGGCAGCCGUUAUGGCCGACAUGACGCAAGGGGGCCUAUAGGUAGGUACCUGCCUAUAUAGGUACCCAGAGCUAAGUAUAUUAACCCUCCCCGUCCCUCUCGUCGCAGCCCGGACAGUCCGGACGUGGUACGCGCGUUGUGACCCUCGUCCACGAGGAUCUGCACCAGUCAGUCGCUGCCUUUGCGUGUGACGUUAUAAUCUCUUUAUAACGGCCACACAGGAGCAGCACUUUCUUCCGCCGUCCCUCCGUCCUCGUCAGCCGAGCAUCGUUGCACGAGAGACGCUGCCAACAUGCGCCUUUCAGACUUUGCUCUGUCCUUGCUGGCGGGCACUGGCUCUGCCCAGGCACAGCUCGCCACCUCUGGUCCUCACUACCCAUCGCCAUGGAUGCAUCCUGAUGCCGACGGUUGGACCGAGGCGUACGCCAAGGCCAAGGAGUUCGUCUCCCAAAUGACCCUCAUCGAGAAGGUCAACCUCACCACUGGUGUCGGCUGGCAGAGUGAGCGCUGCGUCGGUAACGUCGGAGCGGUUCCCCGCCUCGGGCUGCGCAGCCUGUGUCUCCAGGACUCUCCUGUUGGUAUCCGGUUUGCCGACUAUGUCUCCGUUUUCCCCGCGGGCAUGACGGCCGCCUCGACCUUCGACAGGGGCUUGAUGUACCGCCGCGGAAAGGCCAUGGGCCAGGAGGCCAAGGACAAGGGCGUCAAUGUACUUCUCGGGCCCGUGGGUGGUGGCAUUGGCCGCACGGCCGUUGGCGGUAGGAACUGGGAGGGCUUCUCACCCGACCCUGUGCUCACUGGAGUGGGCAUGGCCGAGACGAUCAAGGGCAUCCAGGACGCCGGCGUCAUUGCCACGGCCAAGCACUUCAUCGCCAACGAGCAGGAGCACUUCAGGCAGAGUGGCGAGGCCCAAGGCCGAGGCCACAACAUCACGGAAUCUCUGUCAUCCAACGUGGACGACAAGACGAUGCACGAACUCUACCUGUGGCCUUUUGCCGACGCCGUCCGCGCCGGUGUUGGCGCCGUCAUGUGCUCAUACAACCAGAUCAACAACUCGUAUGGUUGCCAGAACAGCAAGCUUCUCAACGGCCUGCUCAAGGGCGAACUUGGAUUCCAGGGCUUUGUCAUGUCGGACUGGCAGGCGCAACACACGGGCGUGGCAAGCGCUGCGGCGGGCCUGGAUAUGACCAUGCCCGGCGACACCACCUUCCUCAGCGGUCUCAGCUUCUGGGGCGCCAAUCUCACCCUCGGAGUGGUCAACGGCACCGUGCCCGAGUGGCGUAUCGACGACAUGGCCAUGAGGAUCAUGGCUGCUUUCUUCAAGGUCGGCAGCACCGUCGAGCAGCCCGACAUCAACUUCAGCUCGUGGACCCUGGACACUUACGGCCCACUCCACUACGCCGCCCAGAAGUAUGUCCAGCAGGUCAAUAAACACGUUGACGUGCGCCGAGACCACGGUAACUUGAUCCGUGAAGUCGCGGCCAAGGGAACCGUGCUCCUAAAGAACAAGGGCGCACUCCCUCUCAACAAGCCCAAAUUCCUGGCUGUGGUGGGCGACGAUGCUGGUUCCAACCCACAGGGUCCCAAUUCGUGCCCCGACCAAGGCUGCUUGAAGGGAACGCUUGGCGUGGGCUGGGGUUCCGGAACUGCCCGCUUCCCUUACCUGGUUACCCCUGACGCUGCCCUCCAAGCCAAGGCGCUUGAGGACGGCUCGCGCUACGAGAGCAUCCUGGACAACUACGCCACCUCUCAGAUCAAGUCCUUGGUUAGCCAAACGCAUGCGACGGCCAUCGUCUUCGUCGCUGCGAACUCGGGCGAGGGCUACAUCAGCGUUGACGGCAACGCCGGCGACCGCAAGAACCUGACCCUCUGGUACAGCGGCGACGACCUCGUCAAGAAUGUCAGCAGAUGGUGCAACAACACCAUCGUCGUCAUCCACUCGGUUGGCCCGACAAUCCUGACCGAGUGGUACGACAACCCGAACGUGACGGCCAUCGUGUGGGCUGGUCUCCCAGGACAAGAGUCGGGCCGGUCCAUCGUGGACGUGCUCUACGGAAAGGUUAACCCGGCCGGACGCACCCCCUUCACAUGGGGCAAGACCCGCGAGUCCUACGGAACCGACGUUCUGUACAAGCCCAACAAUGGCAAUGGUGCUCCUCAGCAGGACUUCACUGAGGGCGUCUUCAUCGACUACCGCCACUUUGACAAGGAGAAGGACACGCCCAUCUACGAGUUCGGCUUCGGGCUGAGCUACACGACAUUUGAGUACUCGGACCUAGUGGUCGAAAAGUCCAACGCCGGCGAGUACAAGCCCACGACUGGAGAGACCAUCGCGGCUCCCGUUUUUGGCGCCAACGUGUCCAAGGACCUGUCCAACUACGUGUUCCCGUCUGGCGAGUUCCCGUACGUGUACAAGUUCGUCUACCCGUACCUCAACACCUCAGAGUCGGGCGAGAAGGCCUCGGCCGACCCCAGGUACGGGCAGGCGGCGGACAAGUUCAUGCCCCCCGGCGUGCUGGACGGGUCGCCGCAGCCCCGCCUGCGGUCGGCGGACCGGACCAAGCCCGGCGGCAACCGUCAGCUGUACGACACCGUGUACACAGUGACGGCCACCAUCAGGAACACGGGCUCGCUCGCGGGUGACGAGGUACCGCAGCUGUACGUGUCCCUCGGGGGGCCCGAGGACCCGCCCGUGGUCCUGAGGGGCUUCGACCGCAUCCGCAUCGACGCGGGCGGCAGCGCACAGUUCAAGACCCGCAUCACGCGCAGGGACUUGAGCAACUGGGACGUGGCCGCCCAGGACUGGGUCAUCUCGAAACACCCCAAGAAGGUGUUUGUCGGCAGUAGCAGCCGGAAGCUGCCGCUGAGCGCGGACCUUGCUUGAAGAGGCUGGCUACAAGGAAGCCACUACUGGGAAGGGUGGGUAGAUACCGAUAUAGGUGGUUGAAAAGGGCGAGCAAAAUAUGGGGAAUUAUAUGGCCAUUCUAACAACCGGUUACACCCCGGGCGGUCACUGUUAUUUAAUUGUUUAUUAAAUAAUAGAAUCCAAGUCGACAAGGAAUAACGACGGGAACUGCGCGGGUGCUAAUACGCAAC
Messenger RNA from Gaeumannomyces tritici R3-111a-1, 3478 nucleotides. RefSeq lists its product as hypothetical. Gene Ontology annotation, molecular function: beta-glucosidase activity. NCBI's taxonomy places the organism in Eukaryota, Fungi, Ascomycota, Sordariomycetes, Magnaporthales, Magnaporthaceae. The coding region runs from base 678 to 3266 and encodes 862 amino acids. The record is from RefSeq and is a predicted model, not a curated record. The transcript has 3 exons. Gene Ontology annotation, biological process: glucan catabolic process.